Molecule: messenger RNA, 4840 nt
Organism: Caenorhabditis elegans
Lineage: Eukaryota; Metazoa; Nematoda; Chromadorea; Rhabditida; Rhabditidae
Gene: unc-40
Product: Netrin receptor unc-40
Cellular component (GO): plasma membrane
Source: RefSeq, marked reviewed
ACCCUCUGCAUCACCAAUAGAAUGCGAUAAUUCGACAGAAGUUAUUUAAUUCAUUCAGUAGAAAUGAUUUUGCGACAUUUCGGUUUCAUUCUUAUAAUUCUGACAGUUUAUCUGUCAUCUACUCAUGCCACAACACGGAAACAUCAUCGUCGAUCGAUUGAUAAUGAUGCUCGGAAUCUUGGCUUUCAAUUCGUAAUGGAACCACGACGGAAUGUGACUGUUAUGGAAUCAUCGUCUCAUUUAUUAGAAUGUAGUUAUGUUCUGGCUCAUGAGAGACUUGUACACGAUGUCCGAAUUGAAUGGAAACGUGAUGGUGUGUUGCUCAGUGAACGGACAUCUUCUAGAAUAAAAGUAAUGUCAAAUGGUUCAUUAUGGAUAGAAUCAGUGAGCAGUGCCGAAGAAGGAACAUAUCAAUGCGCUGUACAUGUGACUACAAAAAGCGAUCAAACAAGUGAUACGUGGACAUUUUUGAGUCGAAAAGCUACGUUACGAUUGGCGGAUUUGGCAAAGUUUGAACUGCAAGCGAUUGAUCGAACUCUAGCAAAAGGGCAGCCAACUGCGUUUCAUUGUCUUAUUAACUCGAAACCAACCCCAACAGCAGUUUGGCUUCACAACGAUGAACCUAUUGUAAAUGGUGGCGAAUAUCACAUUCUACCAGUGUCAAACACUUUGGAGAUUAGUUCCACUCAAUCUAGACACGAAGGGACGUAUAGGUGUACGGUAGAAGGUGCUGGGAAGAGAAGAAGUAGCCAAACUGCACGAUUGACCGUUACUACUGAAACAGUAUCGAAUGAGCUAGUUUUCAUCACAACGCCACGUCUACAAGUUGUUGAACAAGGCGACGAAUUCUUACUUGAAUGCCUUGUUGCCUCACUAAUCAGACCUCAAGUUAGAUGGCUCAAAGAUUCUCGUCAAAUUAUUGUCGAUGGAGUUCGUAUUCGACGUGUUGGCGUAUCGUCAAUUCUUGUCUCACGUGCUUCUAUCGAAGAUACUGGGCUAUACACUUGUCGAGCUUCGAAUAAUGAUGAUUCAAUUGAUCGAGCUGUAUCUGUAGAAGUUCGUGCUCCGCCGAGAAUCACUACACGACCUACCACGAAAGUUGCUGUUGAAACUGCUGAUGUUGAAUUAGAGUGUGGAACGGCGGCUGCUAGACCAGAGGCACGCGUUAAUUGGUACAAAAAUGGAGAAGCAAUAAUUGGGAGCGAGUAUUUUGUAAUUGAGCCGAACAGACUCCGCAUCCUUGGAGUCGUACGAGCCGAUCAAGCAAUCUACCAAUGUAUUGCAGAAAAUGAUGUUGGAAGUGAACAAGCUAGUGCACAACUUCUUGUUGAUGCUCCAGAUUCAUCAUCAGUGGCUGCUUCCUCAGGAGUUCCAAUGACUUCGUCUGCACCGUUAGGCCUCCGUUCGACGUCUUCUGGUUCUCGCUUUAUAAAUGUUGAAUGGGAUCCACCAGUUCAAAGAAAUGGGAAUAUUAUGAGAUAUCAUAUAUUCUACAAAGAUAAUUUAAUCGACAGAGAAAGGAUGAUCAAUUCAUCAAGUACAUCUGCAACGUUAACAUCUCUACAACCAUCAACAAUGUAUUUAAUUCGAGUUACUGCUGAAAAUGAAGCUGGAAUGGGAAAGUUUAGUGAUUCACUUAAAGUUACCACAAACAAAGAACAAGCAGUUCCUGGAAAAGUCGCAUCACUAACAACAACUGCAACUGGCCCCGAAACGAUUGACAUCCGUUGGAGCCCACCAAGUGGAGGACAACCUGCCCUUCGAUACAAAAUAUUCUAUUCGCAUGAUCCAUUGGAGAAAAAUGAAAAAGAAACAUUGAUUACGACCUCGACAACACAUUAUACACUUCAUGGAAUGGAUAAAUACACUGGAUAUCAGAUUCGAAUUGAAGCUGAAGGAUCCAAUGGAUCGGGGCUUUCAAGUGAUACUGUGAAAGUACGAACACAAUCCGAUGAACCAUCAGCACCGCCUGUAAACAUUCAAGCAGAAGCUGAUAGCUCAACAAGUGUUCGAGUUAGUUGGGAUGAGCCAGAAGAGGAAUCUGUUAACGGAGAAAUUACUGGAUAUCGGUUGAAGUACAAGACAAAAGCUCGUGGAGCCAAAGGCAAUACUCUUGUGAUUGACGCCACUGCUAGAGAGUAUACUAUGGGAAAUUUGGAACCGAAUACACAGUAUCUGAUAAGAAUGGCAGUAGUGAAUCACAAUGGAACGGGACCCUUCUCGGAUUGGGUUUCUAUUGAUACUCCUGGACAAGAUAAAGAAGAACGAACACUUGGAGCACCGAGAGAGAUUCGACCACAUGCUGGAAUUGAUUAUAUUCUUGUAUCAUGGCUUCCACCAGCAGAUGAACAGAAUCUUGUUAGAGGAUAUCAAAUUGGAUGGGGAUUGAGUGUUCCUGAUACUGAAACAAUUCGUGUAACUGCUUCCACAACUCAAUAUAAAAUUGCCAGAUUGCAUUCGGAACGAGAUUAUGUGAUUUCUCUUCGAGCAUUUAAUAAUCUAGGAUCUGGAUUUCCGAUUUAUGAGACUGUCCGAACAUUGUCUCGUGAAACUCCAUCACAUUUCAAUGAAGAUUCUGAUUCUGACGAUUCUGACGUUGGAUCCUCAGAAUCUACUCCAGUUGGAGUGCGUGCUGAGGCAAUCUCUGCAACAUCAAUACGUGUUAUGUGGACGGAAUCUGAUGAAACUGCUUUCAAUACACAGUAUACAGUUCGAUAUAGUACAGCUGUUGAUGGGAAUCAACAUAGAUACGUGAAUAGCACCGAGACAUGGGCUACUGUGGAAGGACUACGACCAGCUACUGAGUAUGAGUUUGCGGUUAGAGCUGUUGCAUCAAAUGGGCAGUUGAGUACUUGGUCAAUGGCUACCAGGAAUCGAACAUUAGCGGCUCCACCAAGUUCAGCUCCACGUGAUCUCACUGUGCUGCCUGCAGAAAGUGGCGAUCCUCACUCUUCAAGUCUUCAUUGGCAACCUCCGAAAUAUUCAAAUGGAGAAAUUGAAGAAUAUUUAGUGUUUUAUACGGAUCGAGCUUCUCUUGCGGACAAAGAUUGGACAAUUAACUAUGUAGCUGGUGAUAAGUUGUCACAUCAAGUCAGCAAUUUACUUCCAAAAGCUAAUUAUUUCUUCAAGAUUCAAGCAAGAAAUGAGAAAGGUCAUGGCCCAUUCUCUUCUGUAGUUGGAUACACUCCAUCAGGCGGUGCUAUUCUAUCAGGAAAAGAUCGUCACAAUGCACGUGGGCAUGGAUCAGCGGCUUCUGGCGAUACAGUUUCCUUAGUCGAUCAACUUCAAUCUCUUCUUCACUCUAACCCAUUGUAUCUCAUACUUUUGGCUGCGUUUGCUCUGAUUCUGAUCCUUACACUGAUUCUUAUCAUAAUGUGUUGUUGGAAACGAUCUAGUGGUGGAGGGCGAAAGAAUGGAUAUCAGUCUGGAAAAAAGACGAGUGCCGGAGCUGGAAGUGGAGGUGGAAUAGGUGGUCUUGGAGGUCCACCUAAUGAUUUAUGGAUUAAUGGAACUGGAAGUCAUAUGAGAGCUGGUGCUUCUGAUUAUAUGGUUGAUGGUCUAGCAACCGCCCAUCUUACUGCUGCUGACAUUGAAUCACCCACACCUAGAUACCAUCAUCUACAAGGGCAAGGAACUCUAACACGAAGUUAUCAUCAAAGCUCACAAAGUCUUGAAGGACGACAACGAACACCUCAAGUGGUUUAUACAGGAACUGGAAGGCAUCAGCCGAUUCAAAGAAUCGACUUUGAAAGUCCUUAUGGUUCAUCAUCUGCAAUUGGAUCCGCCUCGACUCCGCCUCUCCCAAUGCAAGCUCCACCUUCUGGUCCACCUACAGUAAUCGAUGGAUACCGUACUCUACGUGGAACACCUCCAAAUUCAUCAGCUGCAAAUGCUCUUCGGUCAUUCACUCAAUUGGCAGGAGCAACACCACCUCCACCACACUCUGCGGCAUCAUCAUCUUCUCGACCGACUAUUAUUGCAGCCGGUGGACGGCAAGUUCCAGUUGGAAGAGCAACUGCUCAACCACGUGUCAAUGUUGCAAAUAUCUACAGUCCAUUUGCAUCAUGCUCUGCAUCUUCUGAUGCAGGAGAAUCAGAUAAAAAGAGUGGAGAAUGUAUGGAAAUGAGAGAAACCACACCCAUUAAAUCUAAUACAGCUGGUUCAUCGAAUGGAGAGAAGAUGAACACAAAUAUGAAUCCUUCACACUCGGCAGAAGAUCUCAACGCACAUCUUGAGAACCUUGACACAAUGCUUGAUGAUCUACAACAAUUACAGCACAAUUUGCAUUUUGAGACGAGUAUGGAUAAGUAAUAAUAAUCUGGUAUUUUUUUGAUAAUUUGAAUUAUUAAUUUUGCAUAAUUAUACUUCUUUUUCUACAAAAAACUCCCACUUUCAUUUUACAUUACGGUCAUUGUUCAUUCUUUUUGAAGCUCAGCUCAAUUAUUUUCUAUGUACAAAUCCUUUAAUUUUUGUAUUCCUACUGAUCUGUUUUAUCUGUUCUUAUAGUACGUAUUGAAUCCUGAUUACGAAUUUCUGGUUAAUUUUCAAAAAUUGACUUGAAAAUCGUUUGAAAGAGUUUCAAAAUCCCAAAAUUUCCGGUCUUCCUUUUUUUUCAGUUCAUCUAAUUUUUCAAGCCCCCACUUGCAUAUGACGAGGUAUACAAAUUGAUCAUGAUUUCUCAUCGCCCACAAAACAUUCUCUUUAAUAAUUUAUCAAAUGAUUGCUCUGUUCUCUGCUGCUCCCUUGUCAUUCUUUCCAUGAUUUUAUUAUUUUUGCCUUUCACAUUUUUUUAAAGAUUGAAAUAAGUUUGUAAUGAUAAAGACUUUAACUUUUAUUAAAA